Molecule: messenger RNA, 840 nt
Organism: Meira miltonrushii
Lineage: Eukaryota; Fungi; Basidiomycota; Exobasidiomycetes; Exobasidiales; Brachybasidiaceae
Product: bola-like protein
Exons: 1
Coding region: 1-840 (279 amino acids)
Source: RefSeq, a predicted model, not a curated record
AUGGUAUCUCAAAGUGAGCUAGAAGCGGCUAUUCGUCAAAAAGUCGAAAAAGUUUCAGCCUUGAUUGUUUCAGACGUUUCAGGUGGAUGUGGUCAAGCAUACGAUGUGAUCAUCGUUAGUGAAGCAUUCGAAGGUUUGAAUACGCUCAAGAGACAUAGAAUGGUUAAUGAACUACUCAAAGAACAAAUCGCAGAACUUCAUGCAUUCUCACAAAAGACUUAUACACCACAACAGUACGAACAAUUAAGCGCAAAUAAUGCUGCUGAUUCAUCUUCUUCAAACAUAGCAAACGGAGCUUCUAUACCACAAGCUACUGUCGCAACCCCAAACAGACCAUCUACUCUGGACACAUCUGUUGCACAACGUGGUGCAAAGGUGCAUCAUCGUACCACAUCCUCCAACGUUUCCGUUCCAGAGCUUAUCUUGACGCCAGAUGCAGCGGAUGAAUCGGGUAUUGAUGGUAAACGCGGACCAUCUUCGGCUGGCGGUCAUAAUCGUCAGAGAUCUUUGACACCAAAUAAUCUCAAUGAUAUGAUGGGAGGAUCAUCUACCGGAAGUCCAAAUAGCGCUUCAAGUGGUAUAUCAAGAUUACACUAUUCCACAAUCACAGAUACGGGCUUUUGGACGGAUUUGCGUGACUUAUUGGAAAAGAGAUGUAUGCGUGAAGAUGCAAGUCCAACUUCAGCCGGUGCAACGAGUCCAGGUGCAUUGCCAAACCGUCAACGUGGAGAAGCGGAGAUGGUCAAAAUCUUUGAAGAUUUCUUCCAAUCGCAAAAGAUUCAUAUGAGUGCAAGUGAUGCAGCCCGUGUUCGUGAUGGAACGGGUAUGUUUGGAAUGUAA